UCAGUGCAUCUUUCCCUUAAAGAAAGAAAGACCAUAAAGACUUACCAGCCGAGAUUGAGGAGACCAAGCAGUUCAUAGCUCAUCCAUCCAUGGCUGAAAAUGGUAAGCUACACAUCGUUAUGUUCCCGUGGCUUGCCUUCGGUCAUAUGAUUCCAUACUUAGAACUCACCAAGCUCAUAGCCCAAAAGGGUCACAAAAUCUCCUUCGUUUCCACUCCUAGAAACAUUGAUCGUCUUCCAAAACUGCCUCCAAAUUUAUCACCUUUCAUAGAUUUCGUAAAGCUUCCAUUACCCCAUAUCGAAAACCUGCCUGAGAACGCAGAGGCCACCAUUGACGUACCUUACGACAAGGUCAAAUACCUCAAGAUCGCCUACGAUGGCCUCAAAGAACCCAUGAUGCAGUUCUUAAAAACUUCUUCUCCUGACUGUGUGUUCUAUGAUUUUGCACCCUACUGGUUGGGUUCUAUCGCAGUUGAACUCAAUAUUUCCAGUAUUUUCUUCAGCAUCUUCACUGCAGCUUUUUUGGCCUUUAUCGGCCCUGUACCGGUUCUAAAGGGCACUGAAGAUGCUCGGACGACGCCGGAGGACUUCACAGUCCCGCCGAAAUGGGUGCCGUUUGAGUCAACGGUUGCGUUUCGGCUUUUCGAGAUCAAGCGCAUCUUUGACAGCGUCACCGGAGACGAAGACAACAUUUCGGACUUGUAUCGUUUUGGAGCAACCAUUGAAGGUUGUGACGUACUGGCUGUGAGGAGCUGUUCGGACUUUGAACCGGAAUGGUUAAAGGUUGUUGAAGAGAUUCACGGCAAACCGGCUAUUCCGGUGGGUCAGCUGCCCACCACGGCGUUUGACGGCAGCGAUGGCGACAAGGACGAUGAAUGGAGAGGAAUGAAGGAUUGGCUUGACAAGCAGGUUAAAGGAUCGGUGGUUUAUGUAGCGUUUGGAAGCGAGGCGAAACCAAGUCAAGCCGAACUUACCGAGAUAGCCCUUGGGUUGGAGCUAUCCGGGUUACCAUUCUUCUGGGUUUUGAGAAAGCAACGUGGCUCAGCAGAUACUGAGUUGAUCAAAUUACCUGAAGGGUUUGAAGAGAGAACAAAAGGUCGUGGGUGGGUCUGCACCAGUUGGGCGCCUCAACUCAAGAUUCUAAGUCAUGACUCGGUUGGUGGGUUCCUGACUCACUCGGGUUGGAGUUCAGUGGUAGAGGCCAUACAGUUCGAGAGAGCUCUUAUCUUGCUGACUUUUUUGGCUGACCAAGGGUUGAAUGCUAGGCUUCUGGAGGAAAAGAACGGGGCGUAUUCAAUACCUAGGAACUACACGGACGGGUCGUUUACCAGGAACUCGGUGGCCGAGUCACUGAGUUUAGUGAUGUUGGAGGAAGAAGGGAAAAUAUACAGGGAAAAGGUCAAGGAGUUGAAAGAAUUGUUUGGCGACAGAGAUAGGCAAGAAGGGUACGUGGACAACUUAUUGGAUUAUCUUCAAAGUCAUAGAAGGCACAAGACGAAAGACCAAGGAAAUUGAGACGGGUCAUUCGAGGUUCUUUGGACACACUUCCACACAAAGGUUUGAUAGUUUGAUACCUAUUUGUUCCAAAGCGUGGGUUUCUGAUAAGAUGGCAAUUCAGUU
Ilex paraguariensis (yerba mate) is the source of this 1619-nucleotide messenger RNA. NCBI's taxonomy places the organism in Eukaryota, Viridiplantae, Streptophyta, Magnoliopsida, Aquifoliales, Aquifoliaceae. The record is from the annotation of a GenBank genome assembly.